Molecule: messenger RNA, 5304 nt
Organism: Sus scrofa (pig)
Lineage: Eukaryota; Metazoa; Chordata; Mammalia; Artiodactyla; Suidae
Source: RefSeq, a predicted model, not a curated record
GCAGCGGCGCGCCGGGAGGGGCCGCAGCAUCCUCUGCCCCCGCGGCACCCGGGCCGGGAGAGGAGAGGGCCGGGCGCCCGGCCGCCCACUGCUCAGCCUGAUGCUCGAGGGGCGAAGGUGAGUGACAAUGGCAGAAAGCACGUGACCUGCACGGACCCUUCUCUGCCCACCAAGUGGCCCCACCAUGCAGAAGCCCAGCGGCCUGAAGCCCCCCGGCCGUGGGGGGAAGCACUCAAGCCCCAUGGGCCGGACGUCCACUGGCUCCACCUCGGCCUCUGCCGCCGCCACCACGGCCACCGGCUCCAAGGAAGAGCCCGAGGUUGUCCCCACCUUCCUGUCAGCUUUCUUGUCUGCCACCCAGACCCACGUCUUUGACCUCACAUGUGUCACCUCUGGUCCGCCUGCUGGCUCCCCGCUGCACAAGCAGGCCCCGGGGCCCCCGGCCGCCGCCGCCCCCGCCCCCGAGAAGCCCAGCGCCAAGGCGGCCGAGGUGGGCGACGAGUUCCUGGGGGACUUCGUGGUGGGCGAGCGCGUGUGGGUGAACGGCGUGAAGCCGGGCGUGGUGCAGUACCUGGGCGAGACGCAGUUCGCGCCGGGCCAGUGGGCGGGCGUGGUGCUGGACGAGCCGGUGGGCAAGAACGACGGCGCCGUGGGCGGCGUGCGCUACUUCGAGUGCCCGGCGCUGCAGGGCAUCUUCACGCGGCCCUCCAAGCUGACCCGGCAGCCGGCCGCCGAGGGCUCGGGCAGCGACGCCCACUCGGUCGAGUCGCUGACCGCACAGAACCUGUCCCUGCACUCGGGCACAGCCACGCCGCCGCUGACCAGCCGCGUCAUGCCGCUGCGGGAGAGCGUCCUCAACAGCUCGGUCAAGACCGGCAACGAGUCGGGCUCCAACCUCUCGGACAGCGGCUCCGUGAAGCGGGGCGACAAGGACCUGCGCCUGGGAGAUCGCGUGCUGGUUGGUGGGACGAAGACUGGCGUGGUGCGGUAUGUGGGGGAGACAGACUUUGCCAAGGGCGAGUGGUGUGGCGUGGAGCUGGACGAGCCCCUUGGGAAGAACGACGGGGCAGUGGCAGGCACCAGGUACUUCCAGUGCCCACCCAAGUUCGGUCUCUUUGCGCCCAUCCACAAGGUCAUCCGCAUCGGCUUCCCGUCCACCAGCCCAGCCAAGGCCAAGAAGACCAAGCGCAUGGCCAUGGGCGUCUCGGCGCUGACCCACAGUCCCAGCAGCUCCUCCAUCAGCUCUGUCAGCUCCGUGGCCUCCUCCGUGGGGGGCCGGCCCAGCCGCAGUGGCCUGCUCACGGAGACGUCUUCGCGCUACGCCCGCAAGAUCUCAGGCACGACCGCCUUGCAAGAGGCCCUGAAGGAGAAGCAGCAGCACAUCGAGCAGUUGCUGGCUGAACGGGACCUGGAGCGGGCCGAGGUGGCCAAGGCCACGAGCCACAUCUGCGAGGUGGAGAAGGAGAUCGCCCUGCUCAAGGCGCAGCACGAGCAGUAUGUUGCAGAAGCUGAGGAGAAGCUGCAGCGGGCCCGGCUGCUGGUGGAGAGCGUGCGGAAAGAGAAGGUGGACCUGUCCAACCAGCUGGAGGAGGAGAGGAGGAAGGUGGAGGACCUGCAGUUCCGAGUGGAGGAGGAGUCCAUCACCAAGGGAGACCUGGAGACCCAGACGCAGCUGGAGCACGCGCGCAUUGGGGAGCUGGAGCAAAACCUGCUACUGGAGAAGGCGCAGGCCGAGAGGCUGCUCCGAGAAUUGGCCGACAACAGGCUGACCACGGUGGCCGAGAAGUCCCGGGUGCUGCAGCUGGAGGAGGAGCUGAGCCUGCGGCGCGGGGAGAUCAAGGAGCUGCAGCAGUGCCUGCUACACUCCGGCCCGCCGCCCGCCGACCACCCCGAGGCCGCCGAGACCCUGCGGCUGCGGGAGCGACUGCUGUCGGCCAGCAAGGAGCACCAGCGGGAGAGCGGCCUGCUGCGGGACAAGUACGAGAAGGCUCUGAGGGCCUACCAGGCGGAGGUGGAGAAGCUCCGGGCGGCCAACGAGAAGUACGCGCAGGAGGUGGUGGACCUCAAGGCCAAGGUCCAGCAGGCCACCAGCGAGAACAUGGGGCUCAUGGACAACUGGAAGUCCAAGCUGGACUCGCUGGCCUCGGACCACCAGAAGUCCCUGGAGGACCUCAAGGCCACCCUGAACUCGGGCCCGGGCGCCCAGCAGAAGGAGAUCGGGGAGCUGAAGGCCGUGAUGGAGGGCAUCAAGAUGGAGCACCAGCUGGAGCUGGGCAACCUGCGGGCCAAGCACGACAUCGAGACCGCCAUGCACGUGAAGGAGAAGGAGGGCCUGCGGCAGAAGCUGCAGGAGGCCCAGGAGGAGCUGGCCGGCCUGCAGCAGCACUGGCGGGCCCAGCUGGAGGUGCAGGCCAGCCAGCACCGGCUGGAGCUGCAGGAGGCCCAGGACCAGUGCCGCGACGCCGAGCUGCGGGUGCACGAGCUGGAGAAGCUGGACGUGGAGUACCGGGGCCAGGCGCAGGCCAUCGAGUUCCUCAAGGAGCAGAUCGCCCUGGCCGAGAAGAAGAUGCUGGACUAUGAGCUGCUGCAGCGCUCGGAGGCCCAGAGCAAGCAGGAGGCCGAGAGGCUGCGGGAGAAGCUUCUGGUCGCCGAAAACAGACUCCAGGCCGUCGAGUCCCUGUGUUCGUCGCAGCACACCAACAUGAUCGAGUCCAACGACAUUUCAGGAGAGAAGAUAAGGAUGAAGGAGGCUGUGGAGGGCCUGCAGGACAAGCUGAACAAGAGGGACAAAGAGGUGACAGCCUUAACAUCCCAGACCGAGAUGCUCAGGGCCCAAGUAAGUGCACUGGAGGGCAAGUGCAGGUCCGGGGAGAAGAAGGUGGACGCCCUCCAGAAGGAGAAGCGGCGCUUGGAGGCCGAGCUGGAGGCCGUGUCCCGCAAGACCCACGACGCCUCGGGCCAGCUGGUCCUCAUCAGCCAGGAGCUGCUCAGGAAGGAGCGGAGCCUGAAUGAAUUGCGGGUGUUGCUGCUGGAGGCCAAUCGCCACUCCCCGGGGCCUGAAAGGGAUCUGAGCCGUGAGGUCCAUAAGGCCGAGUGGCGGAUCAAGGAGCAGAAACUCAAGGAUGACAUCCGGGGCCUGCGGGAAAAGCUGACCGGGCUGGACAAAGAGAAGUCCCUGUCGGAUCAGAGGCGCUACUCCCUUAUUGACCCGUCCUCAUCCUCGGCGCCUGAGGUCCUGCGGCUGCAGCACCAGCUCAUGAGCACGGAGGAUGCGCUGCGCAACGCGCUGGACCAGGCUCAGCAGGUGGAGAGGCUCGUGGAGGCCAUGAGGAGCUGCCCCGACAAGCCCCAGGCCGUCGGCAAUUCCGGUUCUGCAAACGGCAUCCACCAGCAAGACAAGGCCCACAAGCAAGAGGACAAGCACUGACCCUGAGGGACACCGUGGAGCGGCCCAGUCCACACCAGAGCCCCUUCGGCCUGCCCUGGUGGCGCCCCCUCCAGGCAGGGGCCAGAACUGUCGCUUUGCCGAGAGCAGUGUUUGUAACGAUACCCGCGGACAAUCCCCCACCCGACCCCCUGCCGGACCAGGAGGCUUCCUCAAGCCCGACCUUCCACAGAGAGCGGUACAGCCCCGGCCAGGCCCCGGGACCUUCAGACUGGACAUCCGGCAGCUUCUGGAGUUGGUUUGGGGAGGCCAAGAGAUCCGGCCAGGCCCCUCUCCCUGGGAGCUGCCCGAGGACCAUCCUGGCCCCCCCUUUGUUCCCCGCUUCUCCUGGAUCCCUCCCAGACCCCAAGAGCCAUUGUCUGGGCCAGGCGUUGGCAGAGGGCCCCAGCUUCCUGCAGGCACCAAGGAGGGCGGCCCAGCCCUCAGGAGCUGCAGCCGCUUCCAGGCCAAGGCCAUCCCCAGGGCUUCUUGUCCCCACAUACUGAGCCUCGUUCAAAGAGUGGUACAAAGUCCCUGUGGCCCAUCUGCCCAGUGAGGCCCCAUGUUCAAAGUGCUGGGGGGCAAGGCCCUUCGUCCCCCACCCCAGCGCACACAGCUCCGAGCUGCUGGCCGGAGGGUGGUCACCAAGGCCAGAGCCACAGUAUUAGGAGAGUUUGGAAGCCCCUCCCCUCCCCCCUCACUGCGGACCUGGCUUGGAGUUGGGGCGGGGCGGCCACAGGGGGCCCCAGAACCAGGGCUCGGUGUGUGUUUUGGCUGCUCAGUAACACGGUGUCCCCUGGGUUGACCUGAUGUUCCAGAGCCGGGCCUCCCACCUGCCAAGGGGCCCACGCAGACCCCGACCCACGCACCCAAGGACCCUUGGCGCACACACACUCAGAGGGGUCACGCGUGCACACGUGCUGUGUGGGCGGGAUGCUCAGGCCACGCGGAUGCUCACCCUCAGGUUCCAGGACCAAGCCCCGGUCCAGGCUGGGUAGGGCUGUGACCGCACACACGGCAAACGCUCCUGCAACCUCGCCGUGCACACACACAGCCCACUACACGUGGGUGAGCCUUCAGGGAGGCAUGGGCCACGCGCACUCGUGAGACCACACAUCCCAACAGCCCGCUUUCCUUCUUAGAAGGCCCCUGCCUGGGGCUUUUUAAAGCCCUGUCUCCUGUAGCCGAGAAAUGAAUCCAAGGAUGAUGCAGCAGGAAAAACCCACCCACCUCCCCGGUUUCCACCCCCCCCCCCGCCGCCGGUCCUGCCACAUGCGUGGUGGGAAAGUCAGCAGCGGCCCACACCCCCCACCUCUAGGGCUUCCAGCCUCCCCCAGCUCGGGGUAUCUGCAGGGGCCUCUCCCACUGGGGGCUGGAGGUGGGGCCAAGGGUCCAGGAGUUCCCACCAGGACAGCUAAGCAGUUGGUGCCCUGGGAGCAGCCCAGGUAGCCUCUGAGUGCUCCUGUCCUUGCCCCAGAGCAGCCCACCUUGGGGGCGGCCAGUUAGGGCCCCCUCCACUCUCCCUGUUGGCUUUCGGUAGCUCUUGCAUGCGGUUUUAUUAACAACAGUCUAGAAGCAACGCUGUAGUGGCUUAACUCAGAGGCAAAUACUACUCUUGCCAGCAAAAUCAGGCAGCUGCCCUGCCCACUGGAGACUGAUUAGUCUACUAACAGCCAAAAGCCCACAGGAGUUGGGGCUGAGCCCCCGGGCGGGCUGGCAGGGGGCCAGUGCUUUCCCUGUGAGCCUCCACGCCUGCCCAGUGUGCGCUCAGCCAUCCCCCCCCCAAGUCCUUCCGCACCCUUCCCUUCCCCAAAGUGGAAUUGUUGAAAAGUGUGGCGAGUCUGUGCUCGAGACAAUAAAGCUUGUGACUGAGGUCAGGA